This is a messenger RNA of Didymodactylos carnosus, 969 nucleotides long. The record is from the annotation of a GenBank genome assembly. NCBI's taxonomy places the organism in Eukaryota, Metazoa, Rotifera, Eurotatoria, Philodinida, Philodinidae.
AUGUAUGUUGAACACCUGAUUCCUGCGAAUGGCGUUGAACAACCCUAUCCUUUGAUUCUGAUCCAUGGAAAAGGUAUGACAGGCACCAACUGGCUCAACACACCCGAUGGGAGACCGGGCUGGGCUUCAUACUUUCUUGAACAAGGCUACGAGAUCUAUAUUGUUGAUCAACCUGCUCGUGGUCGAUCGAUGUGGCUCCCCAACUUCGAUGCUCCCUUGAGUGCAUUCCCAGUUGAGAUUAUCGAAGAACGUUUCACAGCUACUGCAUUUUACAAUCUCUGGCCUCAGGCGACGUUGCAUACUCAAUGGCCUGGUGAGAAUGAUACUAGCAAGGGUCGCCAAGGUGAUUCAGUAUUUGAUGCCUUCUAUGCCUCCAUCACAGAAUUCAUUGCGAGCGAGAACGACACUCAGAUCAAGAUGCAAAAGGCUGGUGCAGUAUUAUUGGACAAGAUUGGCGCCGCUGUGGUGCUGACACAUUCACAAAGCGGGAGUUGUGGGUGGUUGAUUGCCGAUGCAAGACCGGAUCUCGUCAAGGGCAUUGUGGCGAUCGAACCAGUAGGUCCUCCUUUUAGAGACAGUGUCUUCAAACAUGGCUCGAUUCGUCCUUGGGGAUUAACCGAUAUCCCAUUGACGUAUAAUCCCGCUGCUAACACCUCUUUCGACCUGUUAACCGUUGAAGUCCCAGCAACAAGUGAGAAUCUCACUUCUUGCAUCGUCCAGCGAGAACCUGCCCGUAUUCUUUUCAAUCUCAUUCGAAUUCCUGUUUUAAUCGAGACCUCCGAGUCAUCUUACCACGCUGUCUACGAUCAUUGCACGGUCGACUUCCUUCGGCAAGCGGGUGUGAAAGUUGACUUUAUUCGACUUGAAGACAUUGGGAUCUAUGGAAAUGGUCACAUGCAGAUGAUGGAGAAAAAUAAUUUACUCAUUGCUGAAGCUCUUCAUCAGUGGAUGAUGCGUAAUAUCAAAUGA